AAAUAUGGCCGCCCGAGGAGCUCUAUGGUGGACGACGUGCCCGGCACAAAGAUGGCCGCCCGACAGUUCAGUUGUGCUAGGAGGUGAAAGGUGAAAGGUGAUAACGGCGGGGGCCUGGUUCUAGGAAGAUGGCAGAGAGCGAGCGGCAGACAGGCUCUCCUGAGGAGGCAACUCCUCCCCUCUGCCAGAGCUUCAUGAUCCCCAAAAAGGAAAUACACAUGGUACCCGACAUGGCCAAGUGGAAACGCUCUCAGGCGUAUGCAGACUACAUAGGCUUCAUCCUCACCCUGAACGAAGGUGUCAAGGGCAAGAAGCUGACCUGUGAAUACAAAGUAUCUGAGCCAAUUGAAAAGCUGGUGGGGCUCCUGGAUACCCUCGACAGGUGGAUUGAUGAGACCCCGCCAGUGAACCAGCCCUCUCGCUUUGGGAAUAAGGCCUUCAGGACUUGGUACGCCAAACUAGACCAGGAAGCAGAAAACUUGGUUAAAACAGUGAUCCCCGAGCAUCUGGCUGAAGCUGCACCAGAGAUAGCCCUAUACCUGAAGGAAUCCGUGGGGAACUCCACCCGCAUCGACUAUGGGACAGGUCACGAAGCAGCAUUCGCUGCCUUCCUCUGUUGCCUGUGCAAAAUUGGUGUUCUCAGGGUGGACGAUCAGCUGGCCAUUGUCUUCAAAGUGUUUAACAGGUACCUGGAGGUGAUGCGGAAACUCCAGAAAACUUACAGGAUGGAACCAGCUGGUAGCCAGGGAGUUUGGGGCCUGGAUGACUUCCAGUUUCUGCCCUUCAUAUGGGGCAGUUCCCAACUGAUAGAACACCCAAACCUGGAACCCCGGCACUUUGUUGACGAGAAGGUGGUGAAUGAAAACCAUAAGGACUACAUGUUCCUGGAGUGCAUCCUGUUCAUUACAGAGAUGAAGACUGGCCCUUUCGCUGAACACUCCAACCAGCUGUGGAACAUCAGUGCUGUACCUUCCUGGUCCAAAGUGAACCAGGGCCUUGUCCGCAUGUACAAGGCAGAGUGCCUGGAGAAGUUUCCUGUGAUCCAGCACUUUAAGUUUGGCAGCCUGCUUCCUAUCCAGCCUGUCACAUCUUAA
Messenger RNA from Mauremys reevesii (Reeves's turtle), 1094 nucleotides. RefSeq names its product protein phosphatase 2 phosphatase activator (gene PTPA). The coding region runs from base 129 to 1094 and encodes 321 amino acids. The record is from RefSeq and is a predicted model, not a curated record. Gene Ontology annotation, molecular function: protein tyrosine phosphatase activator activity; peptidyl-prolyl cis-trans isomerase activity. Lineage: Eukaryota; Metazoa; Chordata; Testudines; Geoemydidae. Gene Ontology annotation, cellular component: nucleus; protein phosphatase type 2A complex; cytoplasm. The transcript is spliced from 10 exons. Gene Ontology annotation, biological process: mitotic spindle organization.